AUGGCGACCUCUAAUAACUUCCUCCGUAUCGGCCUCCAUGGCGCCGUACUGGCGCUGAUGUUCUUCUCCCCUGCAGAGGCGGGAGAGAUCGGCGUUUGCUGGGGGACGGUGGCCGACAACCUGCCGGACCAGUCGUCGGUGGUGCAGCUGCUGAAGAAGAACAGCAUCACGAUGGUGAGGAUCUACGACGCCGACCGGAAGGCGCUAACGCAGCUGGCCAACACCGGCAUCAAGGUGAUGGUCUCGCUGCCCAACGAGCUGGUGAGCUCCGCGGCGGCGAGCCCGUCGUACGCGCUGCAGUGGGUGAAGAACAACGUGGCGGCCUACUACCCGGCCACGCUGAUCAACGGCGUGGCCGUGGGGAACGAGGUGUUCGACCAGGCGCCCAGCCUAACUCCGCAGCUGGCGCCAGCGAUGAGGAACGUGCAGGCAGCGCUCGCCGGCCUCGGCCUCGCCGACGCCGUGAAGGUGUCGACGCCCGUCGCGUUCGAUGCCAUCAAGGUGUCGUACCCGCCGUCGUCGGGGGAGUUCAAGGACGAGCUCGUGCCGGUGAUGAGCUCCGUGCUCGAUUUCCUGCAACAGAGUAGCUCGUACCUCAUGGUCAAUAUCUACCCGUUCUUCGCGUACGCCGCUCAGCCAGACAAAAUCUCCCUCGCGUACGCGACGUUCGGUUCCAACGCCGGCGUGUUCGAUUCCACGAGCGGCGUCACGUACUAUAGCCUCUUCGACGCCCAGCUCGACGCUGUGUACUACGCGAUAGACCGGGUUAAUUCUGCAGGUGGUAGCCGUAGAGCGAGGGCAUCGUUCGCGCAGGCAAGGGCAGGACGGCCGUCGCGCAGGGUGCCCGUCAGAGCGUCGGAGACAGGGCACCCCUCCGGUGGUAAGAUCGGCGCGAUGGCCACCAUAGCCGACGACGACGACUCGAGCUCGGUGGCGACGAAAGCGAACGCCCAAGCAUACAACAAUGGCCUGAUCAGGCGCGUGGUGUCCGGAGCUUCCGGGAUGCCCGACGUCUCCGCGUACAUCUUCGCGCUCUUCAACGAGGACGGCAAGGGAGGGGCGUCCAUAGAGCGCAACUUCGGGCUCUUCUACCCGGACAUGACGAAGGUGUACGAGGUCGACUUCGUCCAUGGCGCCCCCGGCAGCAGCCCCGGCACGGCCGCGAGCUGGUGCGUGGCGAACCCGUCGGCCGGGGACGCGCAGCUGCAGGACGCGCUGGACUACGCGUGCGGCCACGGCGCGGACUGCGGCGCGAUCCAGCGCGGCGGCCGGUGCUUCAGCCCGGACACCAAGGCCGCGCACGCGUCGUACGCGCUCAACGACUACUACCAGCGGAACGGCCGGGCCGCCGGGGCGUGCAACUUCGGCGGCGCCGGCAUCAUCGUCUACCAGGCACCUAACCUCUGCGACCCCAACCAGGCAAGCUGGUGUGUGGCGAAGGCGGAGGUCGGCGACGCGCGGCUGCAGGCGGCGCUGGACUACGCGUGCGGCCAUGGCGCGGACUGCAGCGCCAUCCAGCGCGGCGGGCGGUGCUUCGACCCGGACACCAAGGUCGCGCACGCCACCUACGCCUUCAACGACUACUACCAGCGGAACGGGCGAGCCACCUCGGCGUGCGACUUCGGAGGCGCCGGCUCCGUUGUCUACCAGGCACCGACGAUAGGCCACUGCGUACUCCCAUCCAAGACCUGACCUGAAGAAAGGCCAAAAGCGGUAUCGGAGCCGCAGAGACUGAAGGCUGAUUACCUGUUCAUGAUAUGAGAUAUAUACAUGAAUAAAUUUUGAGAAUUUUUCUCAUCCUUUAGGAUGUUCCAUAAGAUAUCAUUAUUUUCUAUGUAAAAUUUGCUAUCUUGUAGUAUCUAAGGUAU
Oryza brachyantha (malo sina) is the source of this 1868-nucleotide messenger RNA. Its product is annotated as glucan endo-1,3-beta-D-glucosidase-like. The record is from RefSeq and is a predicted model, not a curated record. The coding region runs from base 1 to 1692 and encodes 563 amino acids. Gene Ontology annotation, cellular component: plasma membrane. Gene Ontology annotation, molecular function: hydrolase activity, hydrolyzing O-glycosyl compounds. The transcript has 4 exons. Lineage: Eukaryota; Viridiplantae; Streptophyta; Magnoliopsida; Poales; Poaceae. Gene Ontology annotation, biological process: carbohydrate metabolic process.